Molecule: messenger RNA, 694 nt
Organism: Dromaius novaehollandiae (emu)
Lineage: Eukaryota; Metazoa; Chordata; Aves; Casuariiformes; Dromaiidae
Gene: CENPA
Product: centromere protein A
Exons: 5
Coding region: 155-556 (133 amino acids)
Cellular component (GO): nucleosome
Molecular function (GO): DNA binding; protein heterodimerization activity; structural constituent of chromatin
Source: RefSeq, a predicted model, not a curated record
CGCGGCCUCCGGGCGGCGCGGAGCGGCCGCGCCCCGCCCCCCUCCCGCGGGCGGAAGUGACGCGCGGGGCCGCGGCGCGAAGUUUGAAUCGCGCGCGGCGCGGAGCCCGCGCGCAGCUGGCCGUGACGUCAGCGGAGAGCAGUGACGUCAGGUCAUGCCCCGCCGGAAGUCGCCGCCCACCCGGCGCCGCCGCCGCCCCCCCUCGCCGCCGCCGCCGCCGCCGCCGCCGCCCCCCCCCCGCGCCCGGCGCCGGCGGUACCGGCCGGGGCAGCGGGCGCUGCAGGAGAUCCGCAAGUACCAGAAGAGCACGGCGCUGCUCAUCCGCCGCAGGCCCUUCUCCCGCGUGGUACGGGAGAUCUGCCUGAUGUUCACGCGGGGGGUGGACUAUUACUGGCAGGCCACGGCCCUGCUCGCCCUCCAGGAGGCGGCGGAGGCCUUCGUGGUGCGGCUGCUGGAGGACGCCUACCUGUGCUCGCUGCACGCCCGCCGCGUCACCCUCUUCCCCAAGGACCUGCAGCUGGCCCGGCGCCUCCGCGGCCUCGACGACGGCAUCUGACCCCAAACCGCCGGGAUUCGCCCCGAAACCCGCCCCUGGACUCCCCCGCCGAAAAGCGCCCCGUCCCGCCACCAGAACCCCCCCCCAAAAUGGACCGAGUUCCCCCAAGCUUCUGCAAUAAAGGCGUUGCUCGAUUGA